Heteronotia binoei (common prickly gecko) is the source of this 1884-nucleotide messenger RNA. RefSeq names its product doublesex and mab-3 related transcription factor 1 (gene DMRT1). Gene Ontology annotation, biological process: regulation of transcription by RNA polymerase II; sex differentiation. The record is from RefSeq and is a predicted model, not a curated record. Lineage: Eukaryota; Metazoa; Chordata; Lepidosauria; Squamata; Gekkonidae. Bases 100 to 960 code for a protein of 286 amino acids. The transcript is spliced from 5 exons. Gene Ontology annotation, cellular component: nucleus. Gene Ontology annotation, molecular function: DNA-binding transcription factor activity, RNA polymerase II-specific; RNA polymerase II cis-regulatory region sequence-specific DNA binding.
GGCGGGGCUGCGGGCAAGAAGUCUCCGCGGCGGCCCCAGUGCGCCCGCUGCAGGAACCACGGCUACUCCUCGCCGCUGAAGGGCCACAAGCGCUUCUGCAUGUGGCGGGACUGCCAGUGCAAGAAGUGCAGCCUGAUCGCCGAGCGGCAGCGGGUCAUGGCCGCCCAGGUGGCCCUGAGAAGGCAGCAAGCUCAAGAGGAAGAACUGGGCAUCAGCCAUCCCAUCCCUUUGCCGAGUGCCACAGAAAUGUACAUGAAGAAAGAGAACAAUGCCAGUGGUUCUUGCUUACUGAUGAAGAGCAGCAGCCCCACACAGUCCAUGACAACCACAGCAACCUCAAGGGCUGCCUCAUCAACAGAGGGAUGGAUGCUCACUCAGGACAUUCCUUCUCUGAGCAGCAGAGGGCAUCUGGAAAGCACAUCUGAUUUAUUUGUGGACUCCACCAACUACAGCAGUUUUUGCCAGCCAUCUCCAUAUCCUUACUGCAACAGCUUAUACAACUGCUCCCAAUACCAGAUGGCUGUGGCCAAUGAAACCUCCUCUGGAGACAUGGGGAGCUCCUUGGUAGGGUCCCCUGCAAAAAACAGCCUCCGAAGCCUCCUGGCAACCUAUGUGUCAAGCCAUUCAGGAAACCAGUGGCAGGUAAAAAGCCCAGAGAACCGUCAUGGUAUGAAUUCGCAGUAUGGGAUGCCCACUUACUAUCCCCUCACCUCCUACUUGGGGCAGAGUGUUGGCAUCCCUGCCUGCGUUCCCCAGAUUUUUACUCGUGAGGAGAGUCCUUCUUUCUCUGAAACAAAAGCCAGUGUAUUUUCACCACCCAGUAGUCAGGAUUCUGGCUUGGUUUCCCUUUCCAGCAGUUCUCCCAUCAGCAAUGAGAGCACCAAAGCUGUUCUGGAGUGUGAGUCGACCUCCGAUUCUGGUACGUUCACCGUUAAUGCUGUCCUGGAAGAUGGUGAAUAAGCGAUGCUGAGCAAAUCCUGGAUCCCUUGGAGAAGUGCCUUCUUGUUGUGUUUGUCUGUUUUGCGAUGAUUGAUGCAGAAGUAACUGUUGGAAAAGAAAUGUUUGAUUUAUCCCCUUUAUGCUUGUGGUGGGUACUGAACAUCAGAUUGCUACACUAGUUGAAGGACCACAGCCAUACAGAUUGCUGUGGCCAUUUCUGUGCUGUCCAUUCAAGGGACACUAAACAAAAAUUACGAGAUAUAAUUGUAGUUAUAAAAACAGGGUAUUUUGCCAAUAACAUGCAAUCACAGUUGGAUGAACUGAUAAGAUACUUAAAUUUGUGUAUAUAAGAUUUCUAUAGUGCAAAGAGGUUUAGUUAAUGCCUUAACAAUGUUCAGAAGAAGAUAAAUACAGUUUUAGAUGCAGUGAGAAUUUUAGGAACUGCCAUAAAAGGUUCAUAAAUUCUUUGCACAAAGUAAAUGUUUUCACUUAAAACUUUUAAGAGGCUACAGAAGAGCAAAGGAUCCCCAGAAGAUAUAGGGCUCCUCCAGGGUUUACAAACUCCAGUGGGGAAAAUAUGUCUAAGAACGAUAGCUUUUUAAAGGAGGGGAAAAACCCUCUGCAAUUCAGUUACUUUUAUGGUUGCUUGUUGGAAGAUGCCAGUCUCUGAACAGGCAUGUGUUCUCUCAGCAACAUGACAUUAACAUAAUUUUGCAUUUUAUGAGUUAACCUAUUUGCAUUAGGCUACGAUCCUAGCUUCAUAUGAGCAGUAUCUUCUAAAAAGUUACUAUGGAUUUUGCAGCAUUGUAUUAAAAAUUGCUUAGCAUGUACUUUCCUUGGGUUACAGAAGCCAACCUGAAAUGAAACUAGUCUUUAAAAAAAAUCGUAUUCAUUGUUCACUGUAGUUGCAGCAGUACCUGAAAUAAAAAUGUUAUUGAUGACCAA